Anthostomella pinea is the source of this 1371-nucleotide messenger RNA. NCBI's taxonomy places the organism in Eukaryota, Fungi, Ascomycota, Sordariomycetes, Xylariales, Xylariaceae. The record is from the annotation of a GenBank genome assembly.
AUGAGGUUGACCAACUGCAGGACGCUCCGUUUCAAGGAGUUCGUCCAGGACAUCCUGCCCUAUGCGGUUCUGUCGCAUAUGUGGGACAAAGACGAAUUGACAUUCAGCGAUGUGGACGGCGGAAACAGGAUCAGGAUGCAGAAGGUGGGGCUUGGGAAGAUAAUCAGAACGUGUCGGCUCGCGCUGGAGGAGGGCAUCGACUACGCGUGGGUCGACACCUGCUGCAUCGAUAAGUCGAGCAGUGCUGAGCUGUCCGAGGCCAUCAACUCCAUGUUCGCGUGGUAUCGCGACUCGGCUGUCUGUUAUGCCUGGCUGUCUGAUUUCAAGCAGGAGCCGGGCAUGGUCUGGGAGAACAUCAUCGCGUCCUUCGAUGCCCGGGAGGCGCUAGAAGAACGUGCAGGAUUUCACAAUGACCCGCCUCAACUGACCGUCGGGGAGGUCGAGUUCGUCCAUUCAUUCGAUCACCAGAACACUGAUUUCUUGAGUCAAUCAUCGUCAUCAUGUCUACCCCCUCGAAAGCUCGUCUACGCAGAGCUAGGCUCACGUCGCCAAGCUCACAAUGAUCCCCUAAUCCUGGCCGACUGGUUCAUGUAUCUCAAGCACUUCUGUCGAUUUCGAGGCUUGUGGGAGCAGGUCAAUCCAGGUCCAACCAUCCCAGAGGGAGGUCAGACCUUUCGCGAGCAGACGACAGCUCCCCAGCCGAGCACGAGCGUCAGUUUCAGGCUACCUGUCGCUCCUACACUCGAGCGAAUUACCCAGCAAGAGAACGAGCGCCGCGCGAGCGAACGAGAGAGAUUGUACGAGCAGUGGGAGAGUGCUCCAGAGGAUACGCGCGGUGACGAGCCUCCACCAGCCACGAUGGCAACCAAGAACGAGCUGGAGGCUCAGCUCGAGCAGGCGCCUAAAGGCUACCCGGUGCUUGUGGCGGAGAGCUCUUCUUUCCAACUACACGCGACUCAGCCAGGUGUGAAAGUUCAUUGUGAAUACCGUGGAGUCAAGUCUCUGAGCUCCAUCACGACGGAGCUCGAGUACACGGAGCGUGACGCGACCAUUCGGGAGAUCGUCACACUCCUCAGAGACCGCGUAUCUCUUCCACGGAACCCACGAAUCGCAGAGAUCAGAGCCGAAGCCCUGGGAGAGCCAUACAUGCCGCAGGAAGCGCUCGGCAAAUGGCUAGGAGGCAUGCCCCGCCAGCAGGAGCAAGAAUCAGACAUGGAUGGGAGCUUCGCGGUAACGCUCGGAGGCCGCUCACGGGACAAGAAGCCCGGGGAACCAGAAGGUUACACGUGCCCUUGUAUAAAAGAUGGCGGCGCCUCCAAGCGUCACAAAUGGCCCCUUAAGAGCUGUAACAACGUCCAGCUGGCUCUCUAG